Ricinus communis (castor bean) is the source of this 634-nucleotide messenger RNA. RefSeq names its product huntingtin-interacting protein K. The record is from RefSeq and is a predicted model, not a curated record. The transcript is spliced from 4 exons. Lineage: Eukaryota; Viridiplantae; Streptophyta; Magnoliopsida; Malpighiales; Euphorbiaceae. Gene Ontology annotation, biological process: protein stabilization; negative regulation of apoptotic process. The coding region runs from base 142 to 477 and encodes 111 amino acids.
UUUAGUCUAUUCAAUAUUCAUAACCAGCUCCGGGGAAGAACGACUAAAAGAAAAUCUCAAGCGAAGCAAAACUAACAGAAACAGCAACAAAAGGGAAUAAUAAAAAUUAGGGUUUUGGGUUUUGACGCUAAGCAAAGAAAAAUGGAGGUUACAGAUGAAGGAGGAAUAGAGAGAGUUGUUGAUUCUAAAGACUUACAGCAACAAAGCAAAGCACUUGAUAAGCUCACUGACCGUGUUGAAGAUCGCCAGCUCGAUUCCACUCGCGUUCAAGAGGCUAUGGCUUCGAUUGCUGCAUCAGCCGAAGCUGAUAGGAAUGCUAUGAGAUUGAGGGAGAAAGAAUUGGCUGCUGUUAAGAUCAACGCUGCUGAUGUUGACAUAAUUGCCAAUGAACUAGAGUUGGAUAAGAAGGUCGCAGAGAGAACCUUAAGGGAGCACAAAGGUGAUGCUGUUGCUGCAAUUCAACAUCUUCUUCGCUAAAAAUACCAUUGUGAUAAAAUUGCUGGGUUUGAAAUUCUGUUGAAUAUUAAACCUUUGGAAUGUGAACAAAACAAGAAAGUCCAAUUUUUAUCCACAGAAUUAUUGUAACCAUUUGUAAUUCUUGAAGCAGGUCAUAUAGCGUAUCCCUUGUGCCUGA